UUUCUUUCUCUCUCAAAUGGAAGACGAAGUCAACAGGGAACUCGAUCUUCUACCAUCAUCACGAGCAGAUUCCUCUCUGCUACAGAUGCGAUCGACGGUGUCGUCGUCGACGACGGAGCGCGGCGCGCCGUCGCUGGACCUGCAGCUAUCGAUCAGCGUGCGGCAGCCGGCGGUGUUGAUGUGCGAGGGAGUGGAGGCGUUGAAGUGGCAGGCGGCGGAGCAAAUCAGGCUGGCGGCGAUGGAGAAGGCGUACGCGGAGAGGGUGAGGGAGCUGACGCGGAGGGAGAUGGAGAUGGCGCAGUCGGAGUUCGCACGUGCGAGGCAAAUGUGGGAGCGUGCGAGGGAGGAGGUUGAGAGAGCUGAAAGGAUGAAGGAAAGAGCAACGAGACAGGUGGAUUCUACGUGCAUGGAGAUCACCUGUCACUCUUGCAGGCAAAGGUUCAGGCCUGCUUGAUUGAUCAUCAUGUGCUUUGUUUCUCACUCUUGGGUUCAAAAUUUUAUAGCUUUCUUUUGUUUUUGUUUUUUAUUUUCUAACUUAUAAGGAACCAACCCAACUCAGAAUAAUAACCCUGCCCUUCGCCUUUUUUAAUUUAAUAAAU
Molecule: messenger RNA, 599 nt
Organism: Gastrolobium bilobum
Lineage: Eukaryota; Viridiplantae; Streptophyta; Magnoliopsida; Fabales; Fabaceae
Product: zinc finger protein SHOOT GRAVITROPISM 5
Exons: 1
Coding region: 17-454 (145 amino acids)
Biological process (GO): gravitropism
Cellular component (GO): nucleus
Source: RefSeq, a predicted model, not a curated record